Encephalitozoon romaleae SJ-2008 is the source of this 1245-nucleotide messenger RNA. RefSeq lists its product as hypothetical. NCBI's taxonomy places the organism in Eukaryota, Fungi, Microsporidia, Unikaryonidae. Bases 1 to 1245 code for a protein of 414 amino acids. The transcript has a single exon. The record is from RefSeq and is a predicted model, not a curated record.
AUGUCUGUGAAUUAUAUUUACACAAACGCAUGGAAGUGCGUGCAAAGAUGCAUUAAUGAUCACGAGGAUUAUAGGAUGAAAGAAGAAGAUUCGUUUGAAUACAGCACUGAAAACGAUUACAAAAGAGGAAGCGCCAAUGGGGCCGCUGCGAGAAUAAGCGUGGAGAACAUCAUCCUUGUAAAAACCGAUGAGCUGGAGAGAAAAAUCAGGAUUAACUACAAUGUCUUCAAAAACUCCCUUCAUUUUUUUUUGAAAUUCAGGGACUUUCUAAAGGAGCUUGCUGCACUCUCCGAAAAGCUAGUGGUGCAGAUAGAUGAUGUAGAUAAAACUCUUUUUCUCAACUUUCUUCUGGAUAGCUUCAAUCUAUUCGGAGAGGUCGAGGGGCUGAUCGAUGUGUUUAGGCCUACUAGGCUUACUCCUGUCCAAAGGUCGGGACUGACAAGUGAGGAGAUGUUAAGAACAUUAUUUCUUCUGCAGAAUAUCGAUGAUGGAAUGCGGGUGUUUCUGUCGUUUAACGUGUUUGCAAUAUCCAUAUACCAUGGAGAUAGAUACGUAGGAAGCCUUCUCGAUAACAUAUACAAAAAAAUUAUCGUGAAACUCCUUUUCAAGAAGAGGAGCUCUUACGAGGAUCCAUCUCCAGAAGCUCAUGGAAAGCAUGGUGUAGAAAGGCUGGAGUUUGCAAUGAAGAGAUGUAUGAUGGUGAAACCGUUGCUUAAUGGGCUCUAUUUGCUGUUUGACAUAUUUAAUGUUGAUGAUGUUUCUCUUAGGGACAUCUUUCGUAUUCUCCUGACGCUUGUGACCAAAGAAAGAGGGAUGAAGCUUGUAAACUUUUUGGGCUUGAAUGAUCUGUUUAUAUGUGCCGUCAAGUCUAUAUGUGAGGAUUUAGUUCCAUCUCAUCUGCUGAUGAUAGCAUGCAGAGACAAGCUGAAUAUGAAAUAUAAGGCUGCCAGUAUGGGACUAUCAAUUGACUAUGUCUACAACUGGAUUUAUAAGCCUCACCUUACCAUUAUGAUGCCCCAAUGGUUUUCCCGCUCAAGAUCUGAAGGAAGGAAUCUACUUGUGAUGGGGAGGCCUAUUGAGGCAAUAUCAGACAAGGUUACCGUGGAGUUCACUAAGGAAGACAAAGAGUCCAGCAGUGCGCGUGGGCCAGCCUAUUCACCUCUAAGCAGAAGAUUAAGCACCGGCUUGAGAGAUCGAAGCCCAAAUAGAUUCAGAAGUAAGCAAAAGUUGGAUUUUAGCAGUUGA